Diatraea saccharalis (sugarcane borer) is the source of this 941-nucleotide messenger RNA. Lineage: Eukaryota; Metazoa; Arthropoda; Insecta; Lepidoptera; Crambidae. The record is from the annotation of a GenBank genome assembly.
GUACCUGUCACAAAAAAAGAUCUCUUCGGUUUUGAGUACAGUGCUUCGAAGUCUUAAUUUUAUUAUUUAGAGCAUACAUUAAGACAGAAUGGCCACAAAAUUAUUGUCGCUGAUCUUAAUAGUGGCAGCAGCUGCCAUGGCUGAAGACGAGCCGACAGUUGCAAGACUACUCGUUUCGAAACAAGUGUUAAACAAAUACUUGGUGGAGAACAUGGAUAUUUUAGUAAAAUAUACUUUGUAUAACGUGGGUACCGCGCCCGCUGUGGAUGUGAAACUAGUAGACAAUGGUUUCCAUCCAGAAGUAUUUACAGUUGUGGGUGGACAACUAACAGCAGAGAUAGACAGAAUCCCACCUCAGACAAAUGUCUCGCAUGUUGUGACUGUCAGAUCCAAUAGAUAUGGGUACUUCAAUUUUACUGCUGCAGAAAUUACUUACAAACCCAGUGAAGAUGCCACUGAGAUCCAAUAUGCAAUCAGUAGUGCACCUGGAGAAGGAGCAAUUGUAGCAUUCAAAGAUUAUGACCGCAAAUUCUCAUCUCACAUCCUCGACUGGGCUGCCUUCGCUGUGAUGACACUACCGUCUCUUGCGAUUCCUUUCGGUCUAUGGUUCUCAUCUAAGAACAAAUAUGAAAAACUAGCUAAACAUAAGAAAACUCACUAGUUUGUAGUUAAUAUGCACAGCUACAGCUAAUGUAAUAUGUGACUCUAGGUUUAUUAAUAGUAUGAAGAAUGUAAAUAUGAAGAUCGAUGGAAAUAUUUAGUUUUAUUUAAGUUUUUUUUUAAUCUAAACAUAUUCUAAAGCAUUUUUAAAAUGAACCUUGUUGAUUUUGAUAGAGGAUCCAAAUCACAUUAGCUGUGUUGUAGCAUAUCAUUUCUCCAUUAGUUGUAAUUUAUCAACAUCAUUGUUAAUAAUUUAUAUGAACAAUAAAAAGACAAUUUUU